AUGUAUUCAAUAUCGAUCUAAAACUUCUUUUUCAAUAAUUCAAAAGUGGAAUACAUUGUAAAGUAAGUCUUUUCAAUAUUGAUUAGAUUUGAAGGCUAAGAUGAAACAUUUUUAUCAAAAUAUCGUUAUUCUCAAUUAAGAACUUUGGAUGAUUAAUUAGGUAAAACUAAAGUAGACAAACCAAAGUUUCCAAAAAGAUCUUUAUUUGUGAAAACAAAUUAGAAUUUGUCGAGAGUUCAAGAUAGAUAAAUCAAGUUGAAUAAAUAUUUUGAGCAAUUGUGCAUGAUAAGUUCAACUAUGGGUUGUUGCAUUAUACAAGAGUUUAUUCGGGAUGCGAAAAGGAAUAUAUUUGUUACAGAAAUUGCAAGGAAUUGA
Paramecium tetraurelia is the source of this 375-nucleotide messenger RNA. RefSeq lists its product as uncharacterized. NCBI's taxonomy places the organism in Eukaryota, Ciliophora, Oligohymenophorea, Peniculida, Parameciidae. The record is from RefSeq and is a predicted model, not a curated record. Gene Ontology annotation, molecular function: phosphatidylinositol binding. The transcript has a single exon.